Molecule: messenger RNA, 2358 nt
Organism: Debaryomyces fabryi
Lineage: Eukaryota; Fungi; Ascomycota; Pichiomycetes; Serinales; Debaryomycetaceae
Gene: ECM22
Product: Ecm22p
Exons: 1
Coding region: 1-2358 (785 amino acids)
Biological process (GO): regulation of transcription by RNA polymerase II
Molecular function (GO): DNA-binding transcription factor activity, RNA polymerase II-specific; zinc ion binding
Source: RefSeq, a predicted model, not a curated record
AUGGAAACGAGAAAUCAGCAAUCAGAUCCGGACAUUUUAGUUCCUGGUAUGAAAGAUGGGUUUAAUUUUAAAGACGACAAUAGUACAGAUAAUAAAGUGUCACAAACGAAGAGUAAAGAGACUGGGGACAAAGGAGUAAGAGGUGAGAAAGGUGAAAAUGAAACACAAGGAGCCAGAAGGAGGAAGCACAAAAACUCGAAAAAUGGAUGUUCCAACUGUAAGAAAAGACGGGUGAAAUGUUCAGAAACUUUGCCAGCGUGCACUAAUUGUGUUAGACGGAAAGUGAGGUGUGGAUAUUUGGAUUAUACAGAAGAGCAGCUCCAAGACCUCAGACAGUCAAAAUUUGUAAUGGAAAAGGUUGAUAAUUAUAGCGGUGAACAAGGUAAAAGAGAAGGAGACUCGAGAAAUUCAUCUCUCAAGUCGAGUGAGGUACAACAGCCAUCACCAUCGUCACUUUCCAUGGUUCCAAGCGGGAACGAUGAUCAGAUCCACGAUAGUAAUUAUAACCACAGCAUUAAAUGGGAAGAGAAUUAUGCAGGCAGCUAUGAUAUGGGAGUGAAUAAUGUAUUGAACUUUCAAGGUAACUUGACGUCUACUGAAGGAGAUAACCUUGUGAGUUCGACUGACUAUCCUGUCAUAUAUCCGGUGUACACAAUGAAAACCCCAAAUAUUCAUGAGUCUGGAAUGAAUCCAAAUUUGAAUCACACCAACCCUUCAUUCAUACCUUCAAGGGAUGUAUUUAAUAGCGGAGCAUUCAGUUCUAUGAAACUGCCUAUUCUGUGGAAUGACUCCAUUAUUUCACCGGUGAAUUCAGACUAUAUGGAUAACUCCAGCAGUCUGAUAUACAGUAAUGACAAAGCAUUACCAGGAGCCAUUCAAAAUCCCACUUCUUUCAAGAGGAUAUACAUGCCUAAUAUUGAUUACAAUCAAUUAAUAUAUGAUUUAAUGGUGAAAUUUGGCCCACAACUAGCAUCAGGAACUUGCUCCUUAGAAGAUAACAUAUAUUUAUACUCCGUUUGGUUGCAUUCAUUCAUUUAUUAUUCAUUUACACAAAAAUUGAUGUUUGGUUGCAUGGUGAAUUUUACUACUAACUAUUUAAUUUCUAAUUGUUGGAUGCCACAAUACAUCUCGGGUGGUUUCACAGCUUUAAUUGAUAGGACAAAGGUGAGAAAUCUUUUAAUUUCAAGCUCUAUAAGGCAUUAUGCAAUGGCAAUUAAAGAAUUACGAGUCUUCUUGAACAAAGAUAUUGAUCCCUUGAUAUGUUCAUCGGCCUCUUUUGUUUUAAGUUUAACAUCAAUUUAUGAUCCUUCUGCAACUUUAAGGUCUACAAACUGCUUUAGAGAUGGACUUUUCAGCAUCUUACAACACAAUGUGGCAUAUGUGACCAAAAAUGGCGAGCCUCUUCCUUUUAUGAUUAUGAUGCAUUUGGAAAUACUGAAAAACAUUGUGAGAUCGGUUUAUUUGCCAGCAUAUGACCCAUCUUUCUUACACGAAUACCGCUCGAUGUUGAAUUCAUUGGGAAACAUCUUAAAUGUUUUAAGUACCUCGUCCACGACCGCUGCCUUAGAUAGUAAGGAAAUUGAUACUCAAAAGUUCAUAGAAGCAAAAUUCGCUGAUUUGAUUGCCUUCACAAACGAGACAAUUGAUGUUUUCCUCCCUAAAAUUAAUAAUAAUUUGGGAAAUCUAGACAUCCAACAGCAGGCCCUCUUUGAUGUGUUACAUAAAUGGGUUCGGAUAUUUCCAGCGAGAUCUAUGUUUAUUUCAACUGAAAAUGAUCCAGUCGAGAAUAUUUUGUUCUUUUUUUACAAGUGCCUCAAGAAAGCACUAUAUGCGGUUUUUCCUCAAGUGAAGUAUUUCUUAGUCAGAGAAUUUGAUAGCCCAGUAACAGUAGAUAUCAGUGUUCCUGAGGAAGAUUUCGAAAUAUACCUGAAAGGACUCGAAAAUCCGAUGGAUUGCUGUUAUUCUCGUCAAUCAUACGAACAAGUCAAAAAUCAAUUGAAAACUUUGGGUAGUUACGCAAUUAGGGUUAUCAUAUUUUUACAGAAAAGAUUGGAAAUUCUCAAUAGGACCGUGAUUUAUGACUGGUCAGUUAAAGAAUCGUUCCCUAUUGAUGAUAUAAAAUCCUUUAGAGAUAGUGUAACAGAUAUUGCGAAGUUACGUAAUGAUUUCAAAAUGGAAGUUCAACUUCAUGAAUUACCAAUAUCUUCAUUUGCAACCACAUUCAUUAGACCUGAACAUUAUCCAAGGCGCUUCCAAUAUGGAAAUAAAGAAAUAAACGAUAACCAAUUUAGAGAGGAAGUUGAUUUACUUACUCUAACAAAUAAUGGUUUGUUGGCUAAUGACUAUAAAGCACAAUAG